This is a messenger RNA of Trifolium pratense (red clover), 930 nucleotides long. RefSeq lists its product as uncharacterized. Bases 170 to 682 code for a protein of 170 amino acids. Lineage: Eukaryota; Viridiplantae; Streptophyta; Magnoliopsida; Fabales; Fabaceae. The record is from RefSeq and is a predicted model, not a curated record. The transcript is spliced from 3 exons.
GUCCUUGCGAAGAAGCGGGCAACUUCAUUCUCCUUGAUCACAUUUCACAUUGAUCUCUGUUUCUUUCUCUUUCUUUCACCGAACUGAAGAAGAGAGAAGAAGAGAGAGACAGAAACAACGUUUUGGAUCAAAACGACUUGCGUUUUGGGUUGUUGCAUUGUAGAAGAAGAUGGAUCAAAUAUUCAACAAAGUUGGAACCUAUUGGUUCAACCAGAAAGCCAAUAAUCAGCUUAAUUCCGUCGGUGAUGAUCUCAAUUCAAUCUCAGAAAGUAUCGAAGGGGGAACCAAAUGGUUGGUCAACAAAAUAAAAGGAAAGAUGCAGAAGCCAUUACCAGAGUUGCUAAAGGAGUAUGAUCUACCAAUAGGAAUCUUUCCUCGUGAUGCAACAAACUACGAAUUCAACGAAGAGACAGGAAAGCUUGUAGUCUUCGUUCCUCAAGUCUGUGAAGUAGGCUACAAAGACUCAUCAGUCUUGCGUUUCUUCACCACCGUGACCGGUUAUAUGGAGAAAGGAAAGCUAGCAGACAUAGAGGGAAUGAAGACGAAAGUUAUUAUUUGGGUAAAAGUGACAACCAUUUUCUCCGAGGGAUCGAAGCUCUAUGUGACAGCUGGCAUGAAGAAAACAAGGAGUAGGGAAGCAUAUGAGGUUACAAGAGAUGGUGUAACUGUAGAUAAGUUCUAAAACUUUCACAUGAUAUUGUUAUUAGUUUUACAAUCUGUAAAAGCCUUUGUUGUUUUAUAGACUAUUUUGAGUCUCCUUUUGAUUGGUUCGGUGGUUAUUUAUAAGUAGUAAAUAUGUAUGUAUUUCAGAAACUGACCUUUGGAAAUUGGGUUACAAUUUGUGAUUUGAUGAAAGUGAAAGUCUCUUUGGUACUUGUUGAUGAUUAUGAUCAAGUAAUUUUUUCUGUGUGGGAGUUCACAUUUCACUAA